CCCUGCAGCCGUCAUCCCUAUCUCCCCUCUCAGCACUGGCCAUGCCGCCUCUUCUCUCCUCCCUCCGGGCCUCGCCCUGUUCAGGCUUCCCGCUCCGCCGCCUCCUUCUAAUCCGCUGCUCCGCCUCCUCAGCCACCCGCUCCUCGUCGCUCACCCCUUACCACGCCUCCUUCGCUCGCCGGAUGGCGCUCGCCGGCAUCCAUCCGCACCACCGCAUCGCGGUCGGGGUCUCCGGCGGACCGGACUCGAUGGCGCUGUGCGUGCUCGCCACGGCCUGGAAGAAGGCUGCGGCGCGGAAGGCCGGUGAUGAGGAGGGACCCGUCGCCUCGGCAUUCGUGGACGGGCUCCUCGGAGUUGUCGUCGACCAUGGGCUGCGGCCCGAGAGCGCCGACGAGGCGCGGCUAGUGCGUGACCGCGUCCGCGGCAUGGGUGUUGAGUGUGAGAUUGCUAAGUGUGAGUGGCCAGAUGGUCAUCCAAAGCAAGGGCAGGUGCAAGAGGCUGCCCGCGAAGUGAGGUACCAAAAACUAUUGGACAUUUGUAUAAAGCAACAGAUAGGAAUCUUGCUUAUUGCACACCACUCUGAUGACCAGGCAGAGCUCUUUGUUCUCAGACUAUCUCGCCAAAGUGGGGUUUUAGGGCUUGCUGGUACAGCCUUUGUGUCUCAAAUGUUUGCAUCUAAUGUAAAAUAUGAUGGGGAGAACUUUCGACGGUAUGGCAUCCUUCUUGUGCGGCCUAUGCUUGAGUUUUCAAAAGAUGACAUGUAUAAGAUAUGUCAAGGUAGUAAUCAAUCCUGGGUGGAAGAUCCAACAAAUACUAGUAUGAAGUAUGCUAGAAACCGAAUUCGGGCAUCUUUAAGAAAUUUAUCCACUGAAGGUACCUUUCUCCCAGGAGUUCAUAAACUGAUACGCGCAUGCCGGUUGACACGGUCAUUUGUUGAUUGUGCUUGCAGUAUGAUUGCAAAGCAGUCUGUGUCAAUAUCGGAGUAUGGAUAUGCUGUUAUUGACCUGGAAAACCUUGAUCCGUUAAAUGUUGAUGACCUUAGUCUUUCACAAUAUUUAGCAUAUAUCUUGCAGUUUGUUUCACAAAGGCACAGGCCACUUCGUGGUAGAUCUGUUCGACUGCUACUCGAUUAUAUUCGUAGCAGUCCCUGCAAGGCUGCCCUUAGUGUAGCUGGUUGUUGCCUUUGUGCUGUCCCAAGGUCUAAAGGUACAAAAGUACUUGUUUGUUGUUCUGUUGACUGGAUGGAGUCAUCUUCUGCUGAAACUUCCUACAAGUGUUCCUAUGAAGAGCAGGCACCUCCAGUACCUGAUAUUGACCAGAUAGUCCUUGAAGGACAUCUUCAAGCUAAUCAGUCUGUACAGAACCACUCAAACAUACAGUUUCUAUAUUCCAAAUCUUCCAUAGAUGUUCUGAACAAAGCGAAGGAUCUCAGCAUAAUAGAUGAUUUUACAUUAGAAAAGCUCCAUCACUUACGAACAGAUGAGCACGAUAAGUUUGUUGUAAAAGAACAUAAACACGAAGAACAGGACCUGGAGGAAACAAAAUUUCCUGAUUGUAAUGUUAAUGUUAUAAGCCUUUGUCCUGCUGAAACAUGUCACUUUAUGAGCAAAUUCUUGAUUACAUGGAAAGCUCCAGAAGAUUUCAAUGAAAUAUGUUUGCUUGAAAAUAAAGAAUCUCUGUCCAAGUUUUGUACUAUGAAUUUGGGUGGAAGUCUGGAAGUCCGGCACAUGGUCGAUACUGACUGGUUGUUCCUUGCUGAAGUUUGUAAUACCCCUUCAGUGGAAGAGAACCUUAGUGAUCCAAAAGCAUCCUGUACAAAGAUGAAAAUGGAUCCUGCACUGCAUCACUCCAGAUUCUUGCAACAAUCAGCACAGAAAGCUCUUCAGAUCCUUAGAUCUAUUCCAGCUGCUGCAAGACGAACACUUCCAGUACUAACCAAUGCACAUGGUGACAUAGUGUGUAUACCGAGUGUUGGCUUCAGAUGUUGCCCUAGUCUAUUGAUAGAAGCAGUAUUUUGUCCAAGAGUACCUCUUGGUGGAGGAUACAGUUCAUAUUUAUGAUUGAUUGAGCUUUGCUUUAGACGAAAUGAAACAUUGGGUGGAUAUUCACUGCUGGGAUAGUGGCUGCUGUCGCUGAAUGAUGCAAUCUGUCUGGGCAUCUUUGACUAAACCGUUCAACUUCUGUGACCAGUCCCAGUGGAUCUUGAGUAGAAACAUCUAAUUUGGCUUUCCCAUGACAUACUAGGUUAGUUAUAACUGAUAAGAGAACAUAUACAGCAGGGACAAGAUUAUGUAAUCGUACUGAAGAUACAAAUAAUGUAAGCAUACAGGUUCUUACAGGCGGGGCCCAAGGGUUAUUAGUAUUUUGCCUAUGCAUCUUGGGUUUCUGAGUUUGCUCUUCCUCACUGAUGUAAGCAUGAUAGGUCCAUCAUGCCUUGGUAUCUCUUGUGUAAAAGGAUGAGCAAUCAGGACACCAAGUAGGAGGGGCAUCAAGGUCAGUUUCUAGUCCCCAGUGUCGAGCUGACAUACCAUGGAUACAAUUUGUUGGGGUGAUAUCUGAUACAAAUGCAAAUUGAUAUUUUCUGCCAGUGUACAAGGUUUGUUCUGAAGGCUGUCAGAAUAUGAAACUUUGAUC
This is a messenger RNA of Sorghum bicolor (sorghum), 2634 nucleotides long. RefSeq names its product tRNA(Ile)-lysidine synthase. Bases 42 to 2060 code for a protein of 672 amino acids. The record is from RefSeq and is a predicted model, not a curated record. The transcript is spliced from 12 exons. Gene Ontology annotation, molecular function: ATP binding; ligase activity, forming carbon-nitrogen bonds. NCBI's taxonomy places the organism in Eukaryota, Viridiplantae, Streptophyta, Magnoliopsida, Poales, Poaceae. Gene Ontology annotation, biological process: tRNA processing.